Molecule: messenger RNA, 408 nt
Organism: Dreissena polymorpha
Lineage: Eukaryota; Metazoa; Mollusca; Bivalvia; Myida; Dreissenidae
Product: keratin-associated protein 5-4-like
Exons: 1
Coding region: 1-408 (135 amino acids)
Source: RefSeq, a predicted model, not a curated record
AUGGUGAUGGAGUCCUGUUGUGAUCACUGCAUGAUGAUGGAGUCCUGUUGUGAUCACUGCAUGAUGAUGGAGUCCUGUUGUGAUCACUGCAUGGAGAUGGAGUCCUGUUUUGAGGACUACAUGGUAAUGGGGUCCAGUUGUGAGCAAUGCAUGGUGACUGAAUUCUGUUGUGAUUACUGCAUGGUGAUGGAGUCCUGUUGUGAUGACUGCAUGGUGAUGGUGUCUAGUUGUGAUGUUUGCAUGGUGAUAGAGUCCUGUGGUGAUGACCGCAUGGUGAUAGAGGCCAGUUGUGAUGACUACAUGGUGAUGAAGUCCAGCUGUGAUGACUACAUCGUGAUGGAGCUCUGUUGUAAUCACUUCAAGGUGAAAGAGUCCUGUGGUGAUAACUGCAUGGUGAUGGAGUCCUGA